AUGUCGGCGAAGAAGCUCUCGAAGAGCAAGACAAGGUUCUUCGGAGUGCGGGCGAAGCCGUCCAACAACUUCAGCGUCGAGUUCUCCGAUGACCGCCCUUGCUUCUGGCUCGACACGUACCCCACCGCCGACGAGCCCGCGUGUGCGUACGAUGUGGUAGCGUGGCAUGGUAGGAUACCGAGGACAGAGCUUGACUUCCCGGAGAUUGAGACCCGGACUGGUGCGGAGUUCCUCGCGCUGGAGAAUUUCUGGAUGGAGGAGAAGCCAUUCGAGUUGCUCCCGGCGAUAACGGAGACGCGACGAUGGCGAGGUUCACGUGGGAGCAUUCUGGGUGUCUCUAGGCCGAGCGCGAGUUCUACUAGAAGCACAAGAAGAAGAGCGUGA
This is a messenger RNA of Aegilops tauschii subsp. strangulata, 384 nucleotides long. The record is from RefSeq and is a predicted model, not a curated record. Lineage: Eukaryota; Viridiplantae; Streptophyta; Magnoliopsida; Poales; Poaceae.